Molecule: messenger RNA, 411 nt
Organism: Stereum hirsutum FP-91666 SS1
Lineage: Eukaryota; Fungi; Basidiomycota; Agaricomycetes; Russulales; Stereaceae
Exons: 3
Coding region: 1-411 (136 amino acids)
Source: RefSeq, a predicted model, not a curated record
AUGCACAAUGAGGAGUGGUCGAUUAUACGAAGCGCCAACGAAGCGCCGACCACAAAAUCGGAAAAGAUCCUUGUCAAUAAUGCUCUGCUCACGCAGAUAUUGUCUCAGCCUCGGUCGUUGCAUGUCUCUCACCAGGCUUUGCAGGCUAAGCUCAAUGGCCUCAGCAACCCAACAUCCCCGCCCGUGAAACCAUCUGCUGGUCCUAUCCCUCUUGCCUUGGACCUGCUCUCCGGUCCUCCUUCGAGUACUUUUUCUAUUCCUACUCUGCCCAAGAUGAACGAGUUGGCUGCUGCCGAAGCGAACGGGGUACUGACGGACAAGCAGAGGGAGAAGUUGUUGUACCACGGGAGGGUCAUGUUGACGAGUGAGUUCUGCGCUCCUUUGUUUCUCUGCCUGGCGGGUCAUUUUUAG